AUGGUUGCACUUCGUCACAGUCUCUUCACGGUUGUACUUCAUCACAGUCUCUUCACGGUUGCACUUCGUCACAGUCUCUUCACGGUUGCACUUCGUCACAGUCUCUUCACGGUUGCACUUCGUCACAGUCUCUUCACGGUUGCACUUCGUCACAGUCUCUUCACGGUUGCACUUCGUCACAGUCUCUUCACGGUUGCACUUCGUCACAGUCUCUUCACGGUUGCACUUCGUCACAGUCUCUUCACGGUUGCACUUCGUCACAGCCUCUUCACGGUUGCACUUCGUCACAGUCUCUCUCCCCCCUACUCCCUACUCCCUCGCCCUCGUCACCCCCAUUCCUCCCCGUCCCCUUCCACGCAGCUGCACAAGUGGUCGUUGGUGGCAGCGCUGGUGACAGAUGAGCUGCACAAGCGGUCGUUGGUGGCAGCGCUGGUGACAGAUGAGGUCCUGCACAAGCGGUCACUAGUGGCAGCGCUGGUGACGGACGAGGUUGUAACGGCGUGUACCAACGCACCACGGGGCAAUGAGCAGUAUGCGGCCGUGUUUGCUGCGUUCAUCGCAGCAACGGCAUCAACGGUUGGGAUCGACUUCGCUGCCAACUUUGCCGCCACCCUUGCCAUUCGUUUUGAGGCUGCGUACGAAGCAGAUGAGGCACUGGGGUUGCGUAACCUCACCAUGCUGUUCAAUCGCCCACCAACCCAACUCAUUCUCCCCCUUCCCAUCACCCCCCAUCAGGCGCUGUACGAAGCAGAUGAAGCACUGGGGCCUCCUCUACUCUUUGUGCCCGCUUUCUUCCCGUUUCCAGCCAACGCUUCCUUCUUUUUAGAACUCUUUGUCGUCCGUUUCUCCCUUCGCUCUUCUCGUCUUUACCGCUCUGUGUUGCCGUGCUCAUCUUUGCAGGGAGCGUGCGGCCUUGCUCUGAGAGCCGAUGACCCUGUAGCAAUGAAGGAGUUCAUCCUUGCCGUGCAGAGCAAGGCAGCUGACAUACGGAGGCAGGCGCAGGAGGCACAGAGUGAGGGUGCUGCUGGUGCAAAGGCAGCGCCAGUGCUGAGCAAGCGGAGCAAGGCAGCUGACAUACGGAGGCAGGCGCAGGAGGCACAGAGUGAGGGUGCUGCUGGUGCAAAGGCAGCGCCAGUGCUGAGCAAGCGGGUGGAGUUCGUGCUCGAGACCAUCACAGACAUCAAGAACAACCUAGCGCCCCAUGCCGUUGGUUGUGCUGCCCCUAUUUGUCAACCCUUACAUGUCCGCGCCAUCCCACCCCUCACAACCACUACCUCCCACCUCCCAUCACAGGUGGAGUUCAUGCUCGAGACCAUCACGGACAUCAAGAACAACCGAGCGCCGCGCAACGCCGGUCGCAGGGGAGGAGGGGGAGGAGGGGAGACCAUGCCUGUAGCAGAGGGGGCAAGUGGGGGAGGCAACCUCUCAUGCCAACCCUUUCUUCUCCUCACAGCCCCCAACAUCACAGGUGGAGUUCAUGCUCGAAACAAUCACGGACAUCAAGAACAACCGGGCGCCCCGUGCCACCCCUUGCACUGCCUGUUGCUGUCACUUCAACUCACCCCCUCUCUCCCCUCACCCCUCAUCCAUCCCCCAUCGCAGGUGGAGUUCAUGCUCAGGACCAUCACGGACAUCAAGAACAACCGAGCGCCGCGCAACUCUCUUCCACUGUAUAUUAUUGUGGAGUUCAUGCUCGAGACAAUCACGGACAUUAAGAACAACCGAGCGCCUCGCAACGCCGGCCGCAGGGGGGGCAGUGGGACCAUGGGAGGAACAGGGGGAGCAGGGGGGACAGUGAUGGGGGGAGGGGGCGCGGCCGUAGGGGGAGGGGGAGGGGCUGCAGGGAAGGGGAAGGGGAAGGGGAAGGGGGCAGUGAGCGUGUUUACAAAGGGAGGGGGAGGAGCAGAGGCGAGUGACGGCAGCACUGCCGUUUCUCGUUUGCAAAAGUGGCUGCUCAAGUUUGAUAUGGGUGGUGAGCGUGUUUCAAAAGAGAGGUGGGGGAGCAUAGCGCGGAGGGAAAGUAGGGGGGAAGGGAAGGCGAGUGACCGCAGCACAGCCAUCUCCUGCCUGCAGAAGUGGCUGCUCAAGCUACGAUCGCUGACGUGGCAGCGCCUGAUUGACCCGCACAAGCACGGCCAAUGGUGGCACACCUCCUCCUCCUCCCAACCCCUCGGCUCCCUACCUGCCACGUCAGCAGCACUGGGGGGCAGCAGCGUCAGCGCCAGCCUGGCGGUCCAGCUGGCGGGGAACGCGCUGCUGGACGCUGCUGACGUGGCGGAAGCUGAGAGGCUGAUGCAGCUGGCGGCGGCGCAGAGGAUGAACACGGACGCCAGGCGGGCGGUGUUCUGUGUGAUUAUGAGCGCAGAGGACUAUAUUGAUGCCUUUGAGAAACUGCUGAGGUUGGGUCUACCUGGCAAGCAGGUGUGUUCUCUUGCUUGUGAUGCUCCUCCUGACCGGGAGAUUCUGAGGGUUCUCGACCGGGAAAUCUUGCGAGUACUGGUGGAGUGCUGUAUGCAGGAGCGCCAUUUCAACAAGUAUUAUUCCCUUCUAGCGGGGCGGCUGUGUGGGCACGCUCGGAGUCACAAGUUCAGUCUGCAGUACUGCCUGUGGGACCACUACCAACAGCUCCCUGACAUGGACCCCCGCCGCUCCCUCCACCUCGCUCAGUUCGCCGCCCAGAUCGUGGGCAACCACGCGCUGUCCCUCGCGCUGCUCAAG
Closterium sp. NIES-65 is the source of this 2718-nucleotide messenger RNA. Lineage: Eukaryota; Viridiplantae; Streptophyta; Zygnematophyceae; Desmidiales; Closteriaceae. The record is from the annotation of a GenBank genome assembly.